This is a messenger RNA of Hypanus sabinus (Atlantic stingray), 8929 nucleotides long. RefSeq names its product sterile alpha motif domain containing 12 (gene samd12). Gene Ontology annotation, cellular component: cytoplasmic side of plasma membrane. The record is from RefSeq and is a predicted model, not a curated record. The transcript is spliced from 6 exons. Bases 355 to 957 code for a protein of 200 amino acids. Gene Ontology annotation, molecular function: protein binding. Gene Ontology annotation, biological process: cell surface receptor protein tyrosine kinase signaling pathway. Lineage: Eukaryota; Metazoa; Chordata; Chondrichthyes; Myliobatiformes; Dasyatidae.
UCGAGUACAAAGCACCCCGGGGACCAGAGUUUUAUCUCGGGGAAAGCGUUUGCACACUUGUGGCGCGGCUUUUUAGUGGGGUUUUUUACGGGGGCUGGGAGCAGGCUGCGGCACCCUCGGGCUGCAGCCGAGCGGGGAGCGAUGGGUCCGGGAGCCGCUCCGCACUACAAGUCCCGGGGCUCCGCGCGGGCACGGCGGGCAUGCGCGCCGCCGCUCGGCUGGUGCAGGUUGCGCUGAACCUGGUCGGACCUGAGUGGCAACCGAUGCGAAAGUCCAGCCCGUGUUCCGGAAGAGUUGCUCAACUCCAGCGAUCGCCGAAGGAAUAAUGCUCGAGUUAAGGAGCCGCCUGAUAUAAUGGCUGUUGAAGCUGUCCAUUGCAAUAACCAGAAUGGUGUGGAACACGCAGUUCGUGCUGAAGAUGUAAGCCUACAAGUACUUGGUGAUCCAGAGGUCUUGAGUUCAAACGAUGACAAGACGUUAAGAAUUGUGGAAUCCAGUGAUGCCCCAAAGAGUCUUCAUGUGCCGGAAACUGAGUCAGUGAAGUCAAACCCUGGUCAAGUGAAGCUAAGUAAACCAGUAGCUUUAUGGACUCAGCAGGAAGUCUGUAAAUGGCUGAAGAAACACUGUCCCAAUCAGUAUCAGACCUACAGUGAGUCCUUCAAACAACAUGAUAUAACAGGUCGAGCGCUCCUACGAUUGACUGACAAGAAGCUGGAAAGAAUGGGCAUCGUGCAGGAGGCACAGCGACAGCACGUGCUGCAGCAGGUUCUGCACCUCAGAGUCCGAGAGGAAGUGCGGAACUUGCAGCUGCUCACUCAAGCAGGUAUUGUGCAACAAACUUCAAGAACAAGGCGGCCAUCGGUUAGCAUUCAGAAGAGAGAAACUCUGAGUGGUGAGCCUGGGGAACUUGAAGAUAGAGGAGCAAUUCGCAGAGCCUCUCUGGGAAGUUCACCGUAACUCCAGGAUUUUGAAGCUCUUGUUUCUCAGUCAUGAUAUAAAGACAGAAAACCUCUGGCUCUCCGUUCUCUGCUGCGCUGCAGGGUGGUAUCUGUGAACUACUGGAAAAUCACUGUACUGAGCAAUUUCUCCUGAAACUUUUACAAACUGAAGGGAUUUGUGAUCCAGAUGUACGUCACCAUGUAUAUUAUUCAACUCUUCCAAACUCAAAGACUCUCUAAGAAUUUCAAUUAUUUAAUGGUCACUAUUUUUAAGAAGUAGUUAGACACUUAACUAAAAAGCUUUGAUUAUCCCGGUCUUGUUGCGUAAUAAAGGUUCAGUUUGCGUGAGGUUCAGAUAAUGCUUUGCACCCGUAAGUUCUUCCUUUUGAUGUCAGAAGUUGAUACUUGUUUUAUCAAAGUUAUGGUCAAAGUAAAAUUAUUAUUUAUUAUGGUAGUAUGUUGUAAUAUACUACCUUGAGAUUCAUUUUCUUGCAGGCAUUUACAAAAAAAUAAAAAUACUGUAGAAUUUAUGAAAAGCGAUACAUAACAAAGACUGACCAAUGUGCAAAAGAAGACAAAACGUGCAAAUAGUAAAUCAUAUUGAGAACGUGAGUUCUAAGAGUCCUUGAAAGUGAGUCUGUAGGUGGUAGAACCAAUUCAGAGUUGAGGUGAGUGAAAUUAUCCACGCCGGUUCAGGAGCCUGUUGAAGAGUAAUAACUCUUCCUGAACCAGAUAGUGUGGGACCUGCAGCUUCUGUAUCUCCUGCCUGAUGGUGGUAGUGAGAAGAGAGCAUGGCCUGAAUGGUGGGGGUCCUUGAUGAUAGAUGGUAUUUUUCUGUGGCAGAGCUCCAGGUAAAUUUUAGAAUUUUAGAAAUAAUAUAAUAAUUUUAGGAAUAAUAUAAUUAAAUAAUGAUUGCUUGCAAAGAGAUACCAACCAGUAGGAGUAAGGGGUAAGUACAGUUGUUAUCCCCUUUGCAUUUAAUAGAGUGUUAAAUUGAAAAUAAUAUCUGAGUUCAGAGAUCAAAGUUCAAGUUCAAAGUAAAUUUAUUAUCACCAUAUACUGCCCUACCCUGAGAUUCAUUUUCUUACAGGCAUUCACAGUACAAUGAAGAAAUACAAUAGAAUCAUCCACCACAGUCAGGGUUUCUGACCAAAUCCAACUUAAAUUGUAGGAUGUAAAAUCUUUCCUAACGUUCAUUCUGUUAAAACAAAUUAGUCAUUUAUCACCAGUGUUUCCCCUCGUCAUUAUGCACUUAAGAGAAAUCCUCCAUCUCAAUUAGACAUAACAUCCGGGAGUAUAAACAGAAUUGGAUUGAAACUGACAUUUAUUUAAAGGAAAAUUGCACAGCAAAAACAGCAAGUUUUAAUUUAUUUAACUUGGUCCGACACUUUGUCAAUUCUACAUAAUGAGAAAAGUGUUGGUCUACUAUUAUGUGCCAUCCACAGAAUGUACAGCGGGCAAAUCAUAAAUAAUUGGGACACUAUGGUGGCGUAGUGGUUAGCGAAAUGCUAUUACAGCUUAGGGUGUUUCUGAGUUUGGAGUUCAAUUCUGGCUCCAGGCUGUAAGGAGUCUCCCCAUGGAAUGCAUGGGUUUUCUCUCACAGUCCAAACACAUACUGGCAAAGUUAACUUGUCAUUGUAAGUUGUCCCUUGUUUAGGUUAGGGCUAAAUUAGGGUUGUCGGGGGGUUGCUGGGGUGAUGUGGCAUGAAGUGUCGCAGGGCCUGCUCUGCACAGUAUUGCUAAGUAAAUAAAUAGCAAGUUUUCGUAAUUAACGACUGUUCAGAGUAUAGUCUUACUACAAUAAGCUGAACUGUAUAAUGUAUUCCUUUUUUAAACAAACUGUAAAUCACCCAAUUAAUGAUGUGAUGUUGUAAUCCAAUAUACACUCAGUGGCCACUUCAUUAGGUACGGGAGUGGAACUCCGUGUGGUCUUCUGCUGCUGUAGCCCGUCCACUUCAAAGAUUGACAUGUUGUGCAUUCAGAGAUGCUCUUCUGCACACCACUGUUGUAACGUGUGGUUAUUUGAGUUACUGUCACCUUCCCGUCAGCUUGAACCGUUCUGGCCAUUCUCCUCUGAUCUCUCUCAUUAACAAUGCUUUUUUGCCCACAGAACUGCUCCUCGCUGGAUGCUUUUUGUUGUUUGCGCCAUUCUCUGUAAGCAGUAGGGACUGUUGUGAAUGGAAAUCCCAGGAGAUCAGCAAGUUUCUGAAAUACUCAAGCCACCCAUCUGGUACCAAAAAUCAUUCCACAGACAAAGUCACAUUUCUUCCCCAUUCCGACGUUUGGGGUGAACCACAAUUGACCCUCUUGACCCUGCCUGCAUGUUUUUAUGCUCUGAGUUGCUGCUAGACGAUUGGCUGAUUAGAUAUUUGCAUUAACGAGCUGGUGUAUAGGUGUACCUAAUACAGUGGCCACUGAGUGGAAAGAUGUGAUUUUAUAAUUUACUUCAUAGUCUAAAUGAAAUGUCUAGCAUUUUGGAUUUGCUUAUUUUCUGAGUUUAAAUGGUUUAGCACGGACUAGAUGGGCCAAAGGCCCUGUUUCUUUGUUGUACUUUUCUAUGACUAUGAAUUGAAGAAUGCAUUAUUCCUAUGAAGUCAGCUUGCAAAUAGCCACCUGUUUGAUUCAAGUAUUUUUAGUGGAUAUUACGCAAUGGUUUUUCUUUUGUUUUUAAUUUAAUAUAAUCUGCAUGUGGUAACUUGCAUACAAAAAGAUAUGGAUGAGCACUGAACUGGCUAGGAAAUUGGGAAAAGCACAGGAGAAAGAGGUGAGAAUGAAGUAGGCUCAAAAAUUGACAAAGUAUAACCCACCCAUGAGUUUCAAUGUAUAGGCUAUAAUUAAAAACUGUACUUAUCUGAAUUGGAUGAAAGAUCAGAAGACUCAUGUCCAAAUCUACCAAGCUCUUGAAUGUGGCAUCACAGGUAGAUAGAGUUGUAGAAUAAGCUUUUAGGCACAUUGGCCUUCAUAAAUAAAAGUACUGAGUACAGAAGUUGGGAUGUUCUGUUGAAGUUGUAUAAGAUGUCAGUGGGGCCCAAUUUGGAGUAUUGUAUGCAGUUCUGGUCACUUACUUAUAGGAAAGAUAUCAAUAAGAUUGAAAGAGCGCAGAGAAAAUUUACAAGGACGUUUCUGGCAUUUGAGGACCUGAGUUAUAGGGAAAGGUUGAAUAGCAAAUAAUUCAGAAGGUGUGCAGCUCAGGUGGCUGAUGGUUGGGUUGAGUUGUUCUCCAAUCUUGGCAACUUACUUGCAAACGUUUUGUCACCAUGCGAAGAGACAGCAUCAGUGCUCUGUUAAUUGUGAUGUGUCAUGGGAAUGCUUGGCCUUUAUAUACUUAUCUAUCAGCAUAUUGGUCAUAAUUGACACAAUUAACAGUGCACUGAGGGUGUCUGCUCAUAUAGUGUCAAAAUAUUUGCAAGUAAAUUGCCAAGAUCGGAGGAUAAUUCAACCUAAUGGUCGAAUAGGUUAGGACUUUAUUCCCCAGAACAUAGAAGAUUGAGGGGAGAUUUGGUAGAGGUAUACAAAAUUAUGAGGGGUAUAGAUAGGGUAAAGGCAAGAAGGCUUUUUUUCUGCUGAGGUUGGGUGAGACUAUAACUAUAGAUUAUGAAUUAAGGGUGAAACGUGAAAUGUUUAAGGGGAACAUGAGGGUUCUUCACGCAGGGUGGUGAGAGUGUGGAGUGAACUGUCAGCACAAGUGGUGGAUAUAGGUUGAUUUCAAUAUUUAAGAGAAUUUGGAUUGGUGCAAGGAUGGGAGAAGUGUGGUCCAGGUGCAGGUCAAGGUUCAGCAUAGAUUAUAUGGGCCUAAAGGCCCGCUUCUGACCUGUAGUGUUAAAGACUCUAAUGAUAAAAAGGUGAGUAAGAUAGUACCUAGUGAUAAUGGGGCACUAACUUGCAAAGAUUAUUUGCAAGUUGAACAAACUGUGGCAUCUGGAUAAUGUAAUUGAAGUGUCAUGGAUAAUUUCAAAUGGAAUAUUAGCCCUUUAUGUCCAAAAUCAAAGAUUAUAAAGGGAUAAGUUCAUCACAAUUAUGCAAAGCACCGGGAGUACUGAGCAACACACCUUAAGCAGCAUCUAUUGUUCAUGAAGAAAAUACUAUUAAAUAAAGAGUUUGGUCUUUCCUGAGUGAAACUGGGAAGAACUUUUGCAUGGUACACAUUUGAAACUCUUCCUCACAUGUCGAUUUGUUGGUAAGUUAAUCGAUAAUUUUAAAUCUGAGGCUGAUAAAUUUUUGUUGCCCGGGUCUUCACCCGAGGGAAGUGAAUCAAUUUUGUUCCUACAAUCCUAUUUGUUGUCUAUACAAAUAUGCAAUGCAGAGCAAUUAUACCCUAUUAUAUUGACCAGAGCACACAGCCUCAUGUCCAUUUAGAAUAUAAUUGAGAUAUAUUAAGAUAAUAUAAGAUGAGAAGGCAUUUCUUUAGUGAUGAAUCUGUGGAAUUGGUCGCCACAGGCAGCUGUAGAAACCAGGUAUUUAAGUAUAUUUAAGGCAGAGGUUGAUAGAUUAUUGAUUAGACAGGUCAUUAAAGGAUACGGGGAGAUUGUGGCUGAGAGAAAAAAUGGAUCAGCCAUGAUGAAAAGGUGGAGCAGAGUUGAUGGGCCAAAUGGCCCAAUUCUGCUCCUAAAUUUUAUAUGGUCUUAUAUUCAGAGAGUGCAUCCAAAUGGACAAAUAGCACUACUAAAUUCCAUCUCCUCUGACUUGACUUUGAAAUGAAAACUGCUAGCUCAUACUUGAAAGAGACAAAUUAAGAAGAAAGAAGGAAUUAUCGAACUAAAUAACCAGUGAAAGUGUAAAUGCCUUCCUGCUCCUUUGUUUCGUGCAGUAUUGCUGAAAGAGGGGAAGGGUAACUCUUUGAAAUUCGUCAGAUACAGAGCCAUUUUAUUUUUGGGAUAGUUACACAUUGUACAACAAUGACAUCUAUAAUCAAACUUCAAAGUAAAUUAUAAUCAAAAUACGUACACUCAGUGGCCACUUUAUUAGGUUGGUUCUUUGUGGUCUUCUGCCGCUGUAGCCCAUCAACUUCAAGGUCUGACGUCUUGUGCAUUCAGUGAUGCUCUUCUGCACACCAACAUUGUAAUACAUGGUUAUCGGAGUUGUGUUACCUUCCUGCCAGGCCAUUCUCCUCUGACCUCUCUCAUUAACAAGGUGUGCAUGCUUUUAUGCAUUGAGUUGCUGCCACAGGAUUGGCUGAUUAGUAUUUGCAUUAAUGAUCAGCCGUACCCAAUAAAGUGGUCCCCAAGUAUAUUUGUGCCAUGAAACAUCCCUUCUUUUAGCCGUCUGUUCAGAGAUGAGAUUGCCAGUCUUUGCAGGCUUGAGUCUGGAAGAUAAGCAGGAAAAUCAGUCAGCUCUGAUCAUUGUCAAUAAUAUGUACUGAUGGUGUGUUUUCUCUUACCAUAAGUUAACAUGAGUCAUAACUUUUGACAAUGGGUUCUCUUUAACUCAAGGGAUGAAUUAGAUUCAACAAAGUGAAUUUGAAGGAACAGGAACAAGCUUGUUUUACACAAUAAUGGCCAAGGUGCUGAAUAUCAUUUCAUUAAACGUUUGCUAGAUGUUUGAAUGUUCAUUACCCUCCCCAUCGCAAAUGAAAGUAAAAGAAGAAACUCCGUAAAUUUAAUUGACAUUGUUUUGAGAUGGAAUGCCCAAUAAAAUUCUAUAAUACCACGUUUAUGAAAUCUUAGUUGAAAUCUGCUAACUUUGAUUGAAAAGAUGAAAAUUGGUGAUUAAAUUCAGAGUCGAUUUUGAAGGGUUCUUAGCAGUGUGGAAAAACAAAGGGAUGUUGGGGUCCAGGUCCUCGAAGUUGCUGCACGUGUUGAAAGGGUUACUAAGAAGGUGUAUGGUGUGUUGGCCACAUUGGUAGGACUUUUGAGUUCAAAUGCCAGGAGGUAAUGUUGCAGCUCUAUAAAACGUUGUGUUCAAUUCUGGUCACCUCAUUAUAGGAAGGAUAUGGAAGCUUCAGAGGAGGUACCGAGGAGAUUUACUAAGAUUGUAGGAAAUGUCUUAUGAGAAUAUGUCAAGCAAGCUCGGGCUAUUCUCUUUGAAGUGAAGUAGAGUAAGAGGUGACUUUGAUGGAAGUGUACAAGAUGAUAAGAGGCAUAGAUUGAGUGGACAGGCAGAGACAUUUUCCCAUGGUGGAAUGGCAAAUGCAAGGCUGCUUAAUGUUAAGGUGAUUGGAACAAAGAGUAGUGGGUGGGAGGGAUGUCCGAGGUUGGUUUUCUACACAGAGAGCGGUGGGUGCGUGGAACACGUUGCCUUGGGUGAUGGUAGAGGGACAUUUCAGAAACUCUUAAGCACAGGAAUGAUCAAAAAAUGGAUUGUUAAUGUGGAAGGGAAGGGUUAGAUUGAUUUUAGAGUUGGCACAAGUUGUGGACCAAAGCCCUGAACUGUGCUAUAAUGGUCUCUGCUGGAUUUCUUCCAACUCUUAUCAUCUGGUCCUUAGUCAUCAUCUCUGCUUCUUCCAUUUCCUGUUACCUCCAUCUCUAGUGGUUUAUUUCUUUUUAUUUUCUCCUUUAUUUUAAGUAAAUCCAAGUGACCUCAGUGUUUGGCUAACUCUAUAUUUCUGGUGCUGUUUAACAUAUUUGGGACUUGAACUGUUUAUCAGACCACUUCUCUGAACACUCAGUAGGCUUGAAAAUAUUUUUAUGCAUUUGCACUUGUCGAAAAAGAUUCUACAAAAAUUGUGGUUUCUGUUUGUAGAAUCAUUUUUUAAAAGUUUUUUAAUUUAAAAAGUUUCAGUAUGCUGAAUGAAUGAAAGUAUUUUUUUCUAUCUUGGUUUUCUAAGUUUUCUACUGCUUGUUUUCACUACUCUCUAACAGAAUUGUUAAAUAGCCAUGAGAGAGAAGAACAAAUGCAUAGAAAUAGUUACCAAGCAGUAAUCUCAUAGAGAAACACUUUGCUUGAGUACUUUGUAAUGGUCAUCAACAUGAACACGGUUACCACUCAAAAAUUGGUAGCAGUAAUUCCUGGUCCAUUAGUAGUUUAAGAUUUUCAUUACAGUGCAUGUUAGGACAGAUAUUGUCGACAGUGUUGAAAGAUUAAAUCACAUUGAAUGAAAAUAUGCAUUUUGUUUCCAGAAAGACAAACUGUGUUAAUGUCUUUUUGGGCACUAUUACACCAUUAUGCUACAGACUGUUUUUAAAGAAAAAUAAAGUUUUGCUAAUGCCAAUUGUUAAUAUUAUGAAGCACUUGUCUUUUCCUAUUAAACUGGAAAACUGUUCAAUCCAGUUAAGAAUUGUAUUGCUCUGGUAAAUAUCAUAUUUCUACAAAGAGGUUUAAAAUAAUGUGCUGCAAUUUAUUCCAUCCAAUCACUUGAAAUACACUCAAUGGUCACAUUAUUAAGUAGAGGAGUGGAACCCAGUGUGGUCUUCUGCUGUCGUAGCCCAUCCACUUCAAGGAUUGACAUGUUGUGCAUUCAGAGAUGCUCUUCUGCACACCACUGUUGUAACACAUGGUUAAUUGAGUUACUGUCACCUUCUUGUCAGCUUGACCCAGACUGGCCAUUCACCUCUGACCUCUCUCAUUAACACCAUUCUCUGUAAACUGUAGAGAGUUGUGUGUGAAAAUCCUGGGAAAUCAGCAGUUCCUGAGAUACUCAAACGACCCAGUCUGGCACUAACAAUCAUGUCACUUAGGUCACAUUCCUUUCCCAUUCUGAUGUUUGGUCGGAACAGCAACUGAAUCUCUUGACCAUGUCUGCAUGCUUUUAUGUAUUGAGUUGCUGCUGUACGAUUGGCUGACCAGACAUUUGCAUUAAUGAGCAGGUGUGCCGGUGUAGCUAAUAAAGUGGCCACAGUGUGUACGCAAACUAGAGUGAACUAGAGAACAGUGCAGCUCCAGAAGUUAAUAUCUGAAAGUAGACUGAAGGAGAGAAGAGAGAUGUACUGUAUUUAUGCAUGUAUAAAAAUGUGAUGUUCAUAAUAAAGAUGUAAUGGUUGUAGUAUUUAUAAUAAGCAUCAGUAGUUCUUUUCAUGUUGAAUGAGUGGCUGGAAUUUAAUAUUGUGCAUUUUCCA